AGAAGAGGCAGCAGCCUCCCUUACAAGGAGUUUGGCAGGAGCUCAGCUGGCAAAAGUCAGAGCGAACGGGAGUUCCUCGUCCUCCGCCUCAUUCAUUCAAGUCAAAUCCGAGUGACCUGCAGCUGUGGCAGAGCAAGCAGCCGCCUCUUCAUUCCCAGCUCCUCAUUGCUCACUCCCUGCUUCAGUUUUGGGGGGAGCCCUUGGGGGGAAAGCGCUCUGCAGCCCGAAGGUGGAAACAGCUGUGGACAUGUGGAUAUCGAGCGGCUGCAUCUUGCCAAAAGGUCUCAUGGCGAUCCAGCUCUGAUUUGGAGUCAGAGGAUGUCUUCCAUGUUCAGCAAGCCUCGGAGUGCCGCCUGUGCUAAUGAGCGCCGUCUCCACACCCUUCCCCAAGAAUGCAACGUGGCGAUCUUAGGGUGUCAAGGAUCUGGAAAAUCAGCAUUGACAGUGAAGUUUCUAACCAAGAGGUUUAUAAGCGAAUAUGAUCCUAACCUAGAGGACACUUAUGCUUCAGAAGAGGUGGUAGACCAACAGCCAGUUCUGCUAAAGGUGAUGGAUACGGCUGACCAGGAUGCGCCUGUGAGCUGCGAGCGAUACCUGAACUGGGCCAGCGCGUUCAUGGUUGUCUACAGCAUUGACAACCGGAAGAGCUUUGAGGGAUGCCAGCAGUACUUGGACAUUGUUGCCUUCCACCUGAAAAAUGCCCAGCAUGAAUCGCCUGUCUUCCUGGUGGGGAACAAGCUGGACAUGGAACAGUACAGGCAGGUGACCAAAGGUGAGGGGAUGUCUCUUGCCGCUAAAUACGGCUUCUUCUUCUAUGAAGUCUCAGCCUGCCAGGAUUUUGAAUCUGUGCAGCGCAUUUUCCACGAGGCUGUCCGCGAAGUGAGGCGGGAGUUAGAGAGGCACAUGGCUGUCCGCCCCUUGUUCAUCCUUGAGGAGAAGCCCUCCCUUCACCUCGUCCCUCCAGCCACCGUGGCCUCCAAGCACGGCCUGGCCAGCUGCACCUGUAACACUCUCUCCACUGUGAACUACAAGGAAAUCCCUUCCAUGGCGCAAGCCAAGCUGGUCACGGUGAAAUCCUCCAGGGCCCAGAGCAAGAGGAAAGCCCCAACACUGACUUUACUGAAGGGGUUUAAGAUCUUUUAAGGGGAGUCUGCAACGGGCUGCUUCAAGAUGGGACAGCAAGUGGGCCCAUUGCCGGAUUGCACGAACCCUCGGCCCAACUCAGCAGCCGUUUCAAAUGCUAACGUGCUGGCCUUCCCUGCAGUCUGCGUGGCCUCUCGUACUACGGCAAAGCAUGCUGGGAAUGUAAGAAAAGACUGCCUGCUGGAUCAGGCCAAAGAUCCAUCUCGUCCAGCAUCCUGUUCUCACAGUGGCCAAUCAGAUGUCCAUGGGAAGCCCAUGAACGGGACUUGAGUGCAACAGCAACUUUCCCCACUACUGCUAUUCAGAGACAUAUUGUUUCUGAGUCUGGAGACAGCACACAGCCAUUAAUAGCCUUCUAUGAAUCUGCAUAACCUCCCUUUUCAAGCCACCUAAGCUCAUGUAUAAGAUCCAUCCUUGAUGCAUGACAUCUGCAGCAGGUACAGUCUUGAAGGUUAUAAAAACAAAAGACGAGGCCUGCUGGAUCAGGCCAGUGGCCCAUCUAGUCCAGCAUCCUGUUCUCACAGUGCCCAAUCGCAUGUCCCUAUGGGAAGCCGGCAAGCAGGACUUGAGUGCAAGAGCACUCUCCCCAGCCACCGGUAUUCAGAGACAUACUGCAUCCAACAGCGGGAACAGAACACAGCUGUCGUGGCUAGGACAGUAUCCCUGCAAAGCUUCAACAGCACUUUCUACAAUAACCCACCUUGAAUAGGCUGCUUUAUUUAAGUGCAGGGGGGAAAUCAAAUCAGGCCUGGGGGCAAAAAGGGUGGGUAACUCAGAAAACACUAGAAUGCAAUGGACUGGAUAUGAUAUGCAAGGGAAUGAGCAACAGGCUAGCAGUUGCAGAUAAAAGGGUCUGUGGUUUGGUUUUGUUUUUCCACCUCUCUGGUUUUGCAAAAAGCUACCCACAUGGCAAGAGCACUUUCUGACAGUCACUGUGCAGAACUCUCCUGGUUGGGGUGGUGAGAUUAGGCAUUUGCUGGGGCCCUGAGAGUGGCAAAGAGCCCCUUGACGUAGCAGCACUGCCAGUCACCGUUUGUUCAGAGCAUUCGAGAAAACCAUAGGAAGCUGCCUUGGAGCAAGUCAAACCGUUGAUCCGUGUAGGCUGGCAAUGUCUAUUCCAGCCUUUGCCAGUUUGGUGCCCUCCAGAGGUUUUGGACCAGCUCCCAUCAGCUGUGCUGGCUGGGGUGGAUGGGAGUUGUAGUCCUGAGCACCUGAAGGACAGCAGGUGGGGAAGGCAGAUGUACUCUGACUGGCAGCAGCUGUCCAGGGUCUCGGCCAGAGUCUUCCCCAGUUACCCCCCUGUUCAGCUGUGGGCUUAGCCUGCAAAGCAAGUGGUCUGUUGCUGAACUGGAGUUCUCCUCCUAAAGACCAGAGCAGGCUGGCUGAAUUCUCAGUUUGCCUGACAGCCACAGUCAGUGGAUCCACUGAAAUUCUGGAGCUGGUACUGAUGCUUGCAAGUGAUCCACCAGCCUGGCAUGUUUUCCACACGUUCAUUUGACCAUUUGUGGAUGCAACCUUAUCUGGCACUGAUUUUGUCUUCAGGAUGUCUGGUCUGAAUUUCUUCCAAGCACUCCUGCACACAGAAAGAGAAAUGGCGCACUAUUAUCUCUCGGGCAUAAAAACAUUGUGGUCAGCAACUAUGCCACAUGCAGUUUGAUGGGGAUUUUUUCUGCUCCAAAAACCUUUCCAAAUUCUGCACUCCAAACCUGAUAUUCUAGGAUCAGCAGAAACCUGCACUGCAUACCUUUUGCCUCUUUUUGCAAAGCUUGCCUACAUUUGGAUCAGCAUUUUGCAACAAUGUGUGUGACGGGGGGGGGGAUUGGCUAGGAAAGGGAGGUGGCAGAUGGGGAUCCUGGGAGGAAAGGCUCAUGUGCUGGGCUGCGUGGGCAUGAGUGCAUGCUGUGUGUGCAGUUCAAACAAAAUGUGUUUGUUGCUUUGGGUGACAAUGACACCUCUAUAGGUCCAGUUUCGCAAUACGCUGCUGAAGAACAGGCUGAAGGGACGCAGAGCCCCCAGUGGAAGAAUGGCACGCUGUUGCUUGCAUAGGUUUUCCAUCAGUGCUCCUAGAGCAAGGGUUGCCAGCUUUUUGUGGCAUGUGGGCAGAUACCAGAGAAACUGUCCUGGGCACCACACAUACUCCCUGCACCAAGCACAUGCUGCAAUCUAUUCCAUUUGCUUCAACAGAAUGCUUCUUUCAGGCCUAAUUUCAGUGAGGGGGGAGAGGGUAUCAUUCCGGCGGCCCCGGUCCGGGAGAGAUGCCUUCAGGUUCCCUGACACUCAUUACGCUUGCAGAACCUGCAGGGGAGAGCAGCACAAUCCCGUCGCCGUGUUAAUUGACAGAAGGGCAGCCUUGUUGCAAAGUAGCUAGCCGUGGUUUAGGACAGGGGAGAGGAACCCUUUUCAGCCCAAGGGCCACAUUCUUUCCUUGACAAUCUUCUGGGGGCCACGUGCCAGUGGUGGGCGGGGCCAGAGGGAAAAGUGGGCAGAACCAUAUCUGCAAAAUGUUACCUUUGUAUGGUAGGCUAGUUUCUUCACACUCGCACACCCCUCUCUGUCUUCCAUCUAGGCAAGCGAGAGGCAUUGCCAGAGCUCAAGGACAUAUGCCAGCCAGGCAAAAGGAGGAUGCAAAUCAGGGCUGAUGGGUGUGGCAGUGGCACCUGGUGGCACCAUGUCCACGUGGCAGUGGAAUCCAUUCCGGGCUUUAGUCUGAACUCUCAAGGAACUGUCCAAAUGCAGCCCCCAGACCUCUCUGUCCAGCCCUUGAGACUCUCCCGAGGCCACGCCUCCUCCCCAGGCCACACCCCCUUAGUGGCUUUACUUCACAACCUCCUUAAGUGCUGGCUGCAAUGUGUCCCUGAACUCUGCUAAUACCUCUUCCUUGUCUUGAUAGGAAAUGGAGAGAAACAGUGGCGGCUGUUGGCGCCAAGUCAGUGGGGCAGUGGAAUCCCCUUGAUGGGGAAUUUUAGGGGUCCAAUGGACCGGAGGUCCUGAAGAAAUUGAGGACACAGUCUUGUAGCAAAAAGGUAGGCCUUUAUUUAGUAAGGAAACUUACAGGUGGUCAGUUUCCCAUGAUGUUCGAUGGAGCUCUGCCACAUGGCACUGAUGUUCACAAUUUUAUACCCUCCAAGAAAAGGAAAUUAGCAUCCAAAAGUUAUACAUCAUCAAUACAAAGUUAUGAUGCUGCUUACAUUAAAACUAGCCAACCAGAUAACAGUCAGCAACUCUAAUACCAGCCUAUCACUUCUUUGAUGUAAUACAUUCCACAGCUGGGCCUUCCUGUCCUGAUGGAGACACUUACGUCUGUUUGAGCAAGGUCUCAUACAUCCAAAUCUAAUCUCCAGGGUCUUCCUGCCCUAUUGAACAUUCCAAGAAGAGACUUUACAAGUGACAUUAAAGAAACAAAAUAACAGAGAAGAGAUUUUCAACUUUGAUUCACAUUUUGAGUUGUUCAAUAUUCAACAAUAUUCCCAAAAAAUAUAUAGUUUAUUAGUUUGUCAUAAAAAUUCCACAUCACCCUCUGGGUUUUAGUCUUAACUUCUUUGAAAAUUCAGAAUAAAACCUGGAGCAGAUUCUACCGCCCCACUGACAUGGAGCCACCAGCCUCCACUGGCGUGCGGCCAGGGCCAGGCAGAGGGGCCUAGAGUGCUGUGUUUGGCUCUCGUGGUCUUGGUUCCCAUCCCUGCCUUAGAAGAUAGAUGUGUUGGUUUUAUCACUUUUUAACAAAGUCGGGAAGAUGUGCAAUAGUGAGGGAAUGUCUAAUGGAGAAGUCUGAUGAAGAUGCUGAAACUCCAAUGCAUCAGGGUCCAGAAGGGGCACGGGGGAGAGAUGUGACAAUGAAACAUGUAUAAAACCAGUUAAUCACUUAUAUCCGACCUCAGUGAGCAACACACCCACUUUCGUUUUGUCUGCUCAUCUGGAGUAAUGGAAUAAACAGUGUCUUAGCUCAGGAUGCCUUCAUCUUCUCUUGUUUUGAAGUCUGAUCUGUUCCAUUUGCCUCAAAUUAUUUUGCAACUGAAGAGCAUCAUACCACAAUGUUGUUAUAAUGUAACCAAGGAAUUAAAAGUGUUAAGAAAACCAGUGUAGCACUUUCAUAAUAAAGGCCGUUGAUUUAUUUCUCUAUUUCCCUUUUUGAGCUGGGGGAGAGCAGGAAGGAAGUGGGUUGUGUGCAGAAACAGCUUUAUCUUCUAUCUCAGACUAUGCUUCUUGGGAAGACGUGACCUUUAAAUUCUGCCAUUGCAAUUUUGCCCAACUGUUACGGAAAAUAUUUUAAUGAAGGAAACUUCGGGAAAGGCAAGCGUGGGAUCUUCUGUUUCAUUCUGCUUGUUGGCACAAGAGCAAUUUUCCCUGCUCUGUUUAGGGUUUGAAUGAGUCAGCCUCAGGAUCCUGUUACAGCACAUACACAAGCCCACAGCCUUGUGUAUUC
This is a messenger RNA of Rhineura floridana, 5566 nucleotides long. It is a transcript of the gene RASL12, whose product is annotated as RAS like family 12. Gene Ontology annotation, molecular function: GTP binding; GTPase activity. The coding region runs from base 319 to 1143 and encodes 274 amino acids. The transcript has 6 exons. The record is from RefSeq and is a predicted model, not a curated record. Lineage: Eukaryota; Metazoa; Chordata; Lepidosauria; Squamata; Rhineuridae.